UUUAGCAAAUGUUUUCCCUUGGGUUUAUUAGUAAGAGCUGUCACAUUUAAAGAGGCCUUCUUUACUUUUACGCUAUUAGUUCUCAUGUAGGAGAACCACAGGAGGAAACAGAGGAACAUUCAGCAGAGUGAAAUAUAAACUUUGCCUUAACAUCAGGAUGUCUGCUCCUGUCUCAGGUAGGAAGACCCCCGUGGACUAUGGCGUACAGAUUCGCUUUAUAAAUGACCUGCAGGACACCGGAGGGGGAGUGAGUGGGCAGCCUCGGAAAGAGCCGUCAAAAAAGCCUCCGAAAAAGCCACCGUCUCGCUAUGGAGUGGCAGUGAGGGUGCAGGGCAUUGGUGGGCAGCCCUAUGUUGUACUGAAAGAGGGAGAAAAAGGAGAUUCAUAUGGAGUACAGCUGAGAUCCCAACCACCUGCUUACAGCAGCCUGCCUAGGAGGAGAGAGGAUGGGGUAAUCCAGGGGCCGUAUUUCUCGUCUGGAGGGAACACCCCCCUGCGUCGGGCUCAAUCUCAUGGCUCCCUGUUGGAUAGAGAAGACGGCAGCGAAGACUUCACAGAUCAACUCCGACGUCCGCUUGGAGAUGGACGCUCCGGUAGCUACGGAAACCUGGAUGGAGGUAUUGGUAUGGGAGCAGACAGGGAGCUGCCCAGAGAAAGGAUGGAGAGAAAUCAGUGGGGUGGAUCCUACCAGACAGGGCUGAAUGGCACUUUAGGAAGAGGGAGAGCUGGAGGCAGUCAUCACACCUCAUCAGAAUCAGUCGAAAUAUCUCCAUACAACCAGCACACUCACAGCCAAUCAGCUCCCAACUCCAUCCGUCAGACGCCUGCCCACAGACUGCACAGCUCUGCAGCACAGGCGGGUAACACUGGGACCAACACCAAGGGGCGCUAUCCCAUCCCAAAAGCAGACAACAGACCCACCUCAACCUCACCGUUACCCGCUCCAUCUCUCAUCCUAAACACAUACUCUUCACCGCAGUCUUCCUCACCUGCUUCUGCCUACAGCAGCCUGGGCCGUGGCUCAAGUUCUGUCGCCAAGGUCACGGCUGUCUCUUCAUCUGCUUCAGUUGAUGGACAUGUAACUCCUGACCUUUUGAUGGACCAGGGUCAAAGUUCAGGGUCAGAGUUCUCAACUGAAGAUCAGAUACAGCAGAUAAUCUACGAUGUUCUACGUCAGGGGAGUACAGAGGGAGUUGCUGUCAUUAAGCACAGAGUUCGAGUCAUCUGUAAUAAAAUUCAAGGACUGAAGGUGAACAGAUCUGAUGACUCCUUGAAGGAGGAGCUUGAGAAAUGUCUGGAUGAAAAUGUACAGCUGCAGGAACAUCUGGGACGGAAGAAUACAGAGCUGCACCAAACACAUUCAGAGCUAACUCAGUUACGAAUGGACAGAGAGAAUGCAGAAUCUCAUGUUAGAGAGAUGGAGGAUCAGCUGGCAGGACUACAGGAGGAGCUGAGGAGAGAGACAGACAACAAAGCUCAGGCUGACACUAUGCACAUGGAGUUGAUGGCAGUGAGAGGUGAGUUGGCCGAAGCUGCAGCGCUGUGUCAGAAGCAGGAGGAUAUUCUGAGGCAGAGAGAGAGGGAGCUGACUGCUCUAAAGGGGGCAUUAAAGGAUGAGGUCUCCACACAUGACAAGGAGAUAGAGGCUCUCAGAGAGCAGUACAGCCAAGACAUGGAGAGACUACGAGCAAGCAUGGAGCAGGUUUCACAGUCUCAGGCAAGUAUUGAAGCCGAGCGCCACCGUGUAAACUCUACGGUAAGGUCUCUUCAGCAGCAAUUGGAGGAGAGCAGAGAUGAGGGACAUCACUGGAGAGAGCAGUUUCAGUCCAGCAGAGAAGAGCUACGCAACACCAAACAAGAGUUACUCCAGGCUCGUAUGGAGAAAGAGGAGUUUGAGGAGGAGCUGAAAGAUCUGCAGGAGAAAGUCAACACAAUGAAACAGCAGAUCCCAGAUCCCAAACAGACCCAGACAGUCAACCAGGAACUUGAGCGUUGUCGUGCUGACCUACAGAAGGCCCAGGCAGAUAUGGAUAAAUUAAGAACAGAUCUUGACAAGAAGACAAUGGAAAUUGUGUUAUUAAAGAAGAGCAAACAGGAGCUUGAAGCAGAGCAGAAAUAUGAGAUUGACAGAUUGAGGGACCAGUCAUGCAGAGAUAAAGAAGAGCUGACUAAAGCUCAUGAGAAGGCCAAACAGCUAGCAGAACCUUCAUUGGUGGAGGCCCUGCACAAGGAGUUGAGUGACAUGCAAGAAGAGGUGAGCCGACUGCGCAGUCAGCUGCUCUCAACUGAAGAAGAGCUGCAGGCGGAGAGAGACAAACUCAGCUCUGCUCAAACCCAAGUAAACAAUCUGACACAUGAGCACAAGGAACUCAAGGAAACCAAUGCGCGUAUAAAGGAGAGAAUCAUACGCCUGGAGUCUCAGCUGCAGGAGCGCACGUCUCAGAGUAUUGAGGCUGAACAGGAGCAGCAGGAGGAGACCAGGAAACUGAGACAGCAGCUGGAGGAGUCCAGGCGUGAGAACUCCAGACUGGGUGUAGAGCGGGAUGAGCUGGCUCGUAAUCUUAAAGAGAAGGAGAAGGACAGAGACGCUGUCCGCAAGGAGUACACACAGCUCGAGGACCAAAAGAGGCUGCAGGAGAGAGCACUAGACAAACUCAAUAAAGAGAUGGAGCGCUUGUCUGCAGCAUCCCGUGAGGAGGUGCGGCUCCUGCAGGCUCAGCUGGACGAACAGAAAGAGAAGUGGAGGAAAGAGCAGCAGGACUUACAUAAAAACACCAAAGAGAAGCUUAGUGAGCUGGAGAGAGCACAGAGCACCAUUCAUUCCCUACAGGAAGAGUUGGCCCGUCAAAAGAAAGAGCUGUUCUCAAGUUAUGAGGAUCGAGACAAUGCUUUAUUAGAUAAAGAGAUGCUCACCAACCGCCUCAAACAUAUGGAGAGUGAGAUCGAGACACAGCGUACCACACAAAACGACCGCUCGCGAGAGAUCCGCAGCUUGGAGGACAAAAUCAAGCACCUGGAGCUUGAGUUAGACGAGGAAAAGAACAAUGCAGAGAUGCUGACAGAAAGAAUCACCAGGAGUCGAGAUCAGAUUGAACAGCUGCGUGCAGAGCUCAUGCAAGAACGAUCCUCCAAACAAGACCUGGAGCUGGACAAAAACGCUCUGGAGAGACAGAUAAAGGAUUAUAAAUCUCGUGUAGCUGAGAUGGAGGGCCAGUCACGUUCCUCUACUGGUGUGUCUCAGCUGGAGAGCAAAAUCCAGGAUGUCGAGGAACGGCUGCGUGCAGAGGAGAGAGAGAAGAACUCUGUGCUGUCCUCUCAGAGGCGUGUGGAGAGGAAACUAAAGGAGCUGAACAUCACCCUGGAUGAGGAGAGACAUCAGCACACAGAGCAGAGAGACCAGCUGACUCUGCGUGUGAAGGCUCUGAAGAGGCAGGUGGAUGAAGGAGAGGCCGAGGCGGAGCGGCUGGAGGGAUUGAAGAGGAAGGCCAUCAGAGACAUGGAGGAGAUGCAGGAACAGAAGGAGGCGCUGCAGUCCAAAGUCACGGCACUAGAGAAUGAACUCAAGAGGAAGAUCCAGCAGGCCAGACAGUCAGCUCUGGAGUCUUCAGUGCUCAGCUCUGAUGAUGAUGAUGAUGAUGGAUUGUACGAUCAUUCCAGCAUAACCUCCAUCCUCACCGAGAGCAACCUACAGACCAGUUCCUGCUGAAGACCGAGAUAGGAAUCUGGUAUUCCUCUUCAUUGAGGCUUCAUUCAUGGACACACAAUAACUUCAGUGCUGCUCUAAAAUUCCCACUCUUGGGCUAUAACUGCUACGCCACAGCACCAUAAUUAUAAAUCAGAUUGUUCAAUCUGAGGUUAAAGUAUCUAUAAAACAGGACGACAGCUUUUCACACACUUUGGGACACCUGACAUUUUCACUGUCAGUGAGUCAAAUAGAUUUCAGACAUGGCUUUAUUUAUCUAGACAUCAGUUCCACUUUAGAGACUUUUAUGAGAAAAGCCUUAAUGAUCCCUUUAGUAUAAAAAAUACCUUUUUAGAGGAGAUCAGUUCAGAGUUGAAGCCGUUUAGAAACUGAAUUUCACCUCAGCUCAAAUUAGCAAAGACAAUUUGAGACAUUUUUUUCGUUUAAGUAAUUAGGGGUUAAUAGAAGAAAUAAGAACUUUGAAUAAAGUGAAUUAACAGAGAUGGAGGGAAAGAAACAAGAUUUAAUUUUGUUUUAAGGGUCCUGUGACCGAUUAUGAGCACUGAUGAUUUCAUUAGGAGUGUGUUAAGAGAGACUGAUGGGAGAUGAAGGAUAUCAGGGUAUUAGAAGAAGAAAUGAACACAGCAGAGAACAUUUCUCCAAAAAUCCAGUUAGCAGAGAGAGAGACAAGUCAUCUGAAUGGGGGAAGAAAAUAAUAAAGAAGUAUAUGUAACUAUAAUUUAGUAUAGCAAUACAAAGAGAAAUACAGGUAAUAGUUCAAAACAUGCAUCUAAGGAGGAAAAUCAAGUUUUAGUUUGAAGAAAGAGAUUAUAUUUCAAUCUCUGUUUAGACUCCAGCUCUUCAUAACACACUUAUUUCCUUAUGUUUACAGAGUAAGUUCCAGGUACGAGUGAACCAGCACUACACGGAUGCAUCAGUGAUGCUAAAAUACAACAUAAUCACAAUAAAGACAUUUACAUUUCAGCCAUACUUACCUUACUACUAUGUCCGUACAAAUGCUGAACUUAAAGAAUGAGAAUCAAGUUCAGUGCUGAUGUACCUGUAGCAAAUGUAAUUUAGCAUUAUAAAACAGCAGAGCAUUUCUGAAUCAACUGCACUGUGAAAUUCUGUCUUUUCUGUUGUGCAAUUAUUGUAUAUUUUUUAGGUGAAAGCACAACUAGUGUUUCUGUUUCCACCAAAAUGAUCAAUCGUUAACCGACAGGCUAAAAGACAAAUCAGCGUUUGUUCAUUCCUGAUGGUAAAACAAUGAAAAUUAUUAAUUUUGUUUAUUUUGUUAGUUUACCAGCACAUGAUCUACUGUUUUUUACUUCAAUGUAUAAUAUUGAAGCAAAUAUUAUAUAAAGUAGCUGAAAUAACUGAUAUGUUCUAC
Sinocyclocheilus rhinocerous is the source of this 5072-nucleotide messenger RNA. RefSeq names its product cingulin-like. The transcript is spliced from 21 exons. The record is from RefSeq and is a predicted model, not a curated record. Gene Ontology annotation, biological process: microtubule cytoskeleton organization. Gene Ontology annotation, cellular component: myosin complex; bicellular tight junction. Gene Ontology annotation, molecular function: microtubule binding. NCBI's taxonomy places the organism in Eukaryota, Metazoa, Chordata, Actinopteri, Cypriniformes, Cyprinidae. The coding region runs from base 158 to 3706 and encodes 1182 amino acids.